GCCACACCAUCGGAAAGUCUAUCGCCUAUGGCUAUGUUGACUGCCCAGAGUCUGAGAAAAAGAUCACAAACAAGUGGCUGGAAGCUGGCGAUUGGCACAUCGGGGACAAGGGCGAGAGGCAUGCUGCCAAACUGCACCUCAAGGCGCCCUUCGACCCGACCAACUCCCGCGUGAAGGGCCUCUACGAGACGUCUUCGGAGCCUACCAUGGCAGGCUAUGAGAAGCCGCGGACGGCGACGGUGUCCAUGCACGCCUGA
This is a messenger RNA of Symbiodinium pilosum, 257 nucleotides long. Lineage: Eukaryota; Dinophyceae; Suessiales; Symbiodiniaceae. The record is from the annotation of a GenBank genome assembly.